Messenger RNA from Ailuropoda melanoleuca (giant panda), 1835 nucleotides. It is a transcript of the gene PPIL2, whose product is annotated as peptidylprolyl isomerase like 2. Gene Ontology annotation, cellular component: catalytic step 2 spliceosome. Gene Ontology annotation, molecular function: peptidyl-prolyl cis-trans isomerase activity; ubiquitin protein ligase activity. NCBI's taxonomy places the organism in Eukaryota, Metazoa, Chordata, Mammalia, Carnivora, Ursidae. The record is from RefSeq and is a predicted model, not a curated record. Gene Ontology annotation, biological process: protein peptidyl-prolyl isomerization; protein polyubiquitination; protein folding. The transcript has 20 exons. Bases 122 to 1690 code for a protein of 522 amino acids.
GGCGGGUCCGCGGGACCCGGAAGUAAUUAGGGAGCUGGGCCGGGAAGUCGAAAUCUGGAUUGUUUGCCAUCGUUUCUCCGCGCUCUCUGGUUCUAGCGCCGCCGCCGCCGCCGCCGCCGCCAUGGGGAAGCGGCAGCAUCAGAAGGACAAGAUGUACAUUACCUGUGCCGAAUACACUCACUUCUAUGGUGGCAAGAAACCAGAUAUCCCACAAGCAAAUUUUCGUCGUUUACCUUUCGAUCACUGCAGUCUCUCUCUGCAGCCAUUCGUCUACCCAGUCUGCACCCCUGAAGGCGUCGUCUUUGACUUGCUUAACAUUGUCCCUUGGCUUAAGAAGUAUGGGACCAACCCCAGCAAUGGAGAGAAACUGGAUGGGAGGUCCCUGAUCAAGCUGAACUUUGCAAAGAAUAAGGAAGGAAAGUACCACUGCCCGGUGCUGUUCACCGUGUUCACCAACAACACCCACAUUGUCGCUGUCAGGACCACUGGCAACGUCUACACCCAUGAGGCAGUGGAGCAGCUAAAUAUCAAGGCCAAGAACUUCCGAGACCUGCUGACGGACGAGCCCUUCUCUCGGCAGGACAUCAUCACCCUCCAGGACCCCACCAAUUUGGACAAAUUCAAUGUCUCCAAUUUUUUUCAUGUGAAGAAUAACAUAAAAAUAACAGAUCCUGAUGAAGAAAAGGCCAAACAGGACCCAUCUUAUUAUUUGAAAAAUACAAAUGCCGAGACCCGCGAGACACUGCAAGAGCUCUACAAGGAGUUCAAAGGGGACGAGGUCUUGGCGGCCACCAUGAAGGUCCCCGAGAAGAAGAAAGUGGACAAGCUGAAUGCUGCACACUAUUCCACCGGGAAGGUCAGCGCCUCCUUCACCUCCACUGCCAUGGUUCCGGAGACCACGCACGAAGCAGCUGCCAUCGAUGAGGACGUGCUGCGCUACCAGUUUGUGAAGAAGAAGGGCUACGUGCGGCUGCACACCAACAAGGGCGACCUCAACCUGGAGCUGCACUGCGACAUGACGCCAAAGACCUGUGAAAACUUCAUCAAGCUCUGCAAGAAGCAGUAUUACGACGGCACUAUCUUCCACAGAUCCAUCAGGAACUUUGUGAUCCAGGGGGGGGACCCCACCGGCACAGGCACAGGCGGGGAGUCGUACUGGGGAAAGCCCUUCAAAGACGAGUUCCGGCCCAACCUCUCGCACACGGGCCGAGGCAUCCUCAGCAUGGCCAACUCGGGGCCCAACACCAACAAGUCUCAGUUCUUUAUCACCUUCCGCUCCUGCGCGUACCUCGACAAGAAGCACACCAUCUUCGGGCGGGUUGUUGGGGGCUUUGACACACUGACAGCCAUGGAGAACGUGGAGAGUGAUCCCAAAACUGACCGCCCUAAGGAGGAGAUCCGCAUCGACUCCACCACGGUGUUUGUGGACCCCUAUGAGGAGGCCGACGCCCAGAUCGCCGAGGAGCGGAAGAAGACGCAGCUCGAGGCGGUGGCCCCAGAAAGCACAGUAAAAACACAGCAGCCCAAGCCGGGGAGCCAGGGCCCACAGACGUACCGCCAGGGGGUGGGCAAGUACAUCAGCCCAGCAGCCACGAAACGGGCAGCAGAGGAAGAGCCCUCAACCAGCACAGCUGCUCCUGUGGCCAAGAAAAAGCCCAGCCGAGGCUUUGGGGACUUCAGCUCAUGGUAGCAACGGGUCUGCCCCUCUGGAGUCUCCGAGGGACUCAGGGUGGGGUCCUGUGUCCACACCAUGGAGUUCUCUGUCCUCCCGACUACAGCUCACUAAAGCUCUUGCUUGUUGCCCCGAGUCCCCUUUCCUGGCCUUCGGAGUCCAU